UCUGAACGGAUCGCGCGGGGAGCGGGAACUGUCACAAGCAAAGAACUACAGUGUAAGCAGUAAAGUCAUGUUACUAGCUGCCGGUUGCGUUUCGAAGUUUUCUUCCGUUCCCGGCAAUGGCGACUUCUCCUGUGCAGCGAAGCCAGAGGUCUCUUAGUCUUGCAGUGCCGUUCCAGCACCUCCUCCAUGGCGUGGAGCAAGAGGAGAAGGUUUUAGGGCGAGGGGCGCAUGGCGUAGUGUUUGCUGGAAGCUGGAACGGUACGGCCGUGGCGAUAAAACGUCACCAUCCUGUCCUGGCCCUUGACGAGCACGGCCAGCUGUCAGCGAACUACCAGCAAUUUCUGCGAGAGUUUCCGCUGUUGAAUGAGCUACCGCAUCCCAACAUUGUUCAGGUGUUCGGAAUGGUGUCGGCGAGCGGACCGAAUGACACGCCGGGUCUGGUCAUGGAGUGUCUUUCGCAGACGUUGCGUCAGCGCUGCAGCACGCAGCCGGCCCUGUCGCGUGUGCAGGAGGCGGACAUCGCUCUAGGCGUGUCGUCCGCGCUGCUGUACCUCCACAGCUUGAACAUAGUCCACCGGGAUCUCACGACCAAUAACAUUAUGGUAAGCAGUGAAGUGGGCAUGCCCGGCGGUGUGCCGCAGCUGAGAGCAAAGAUUACGGAUGUCGGCGGAGCUGCAAAGCUGGCUCAUCCAGCAGAAGCGGAGAGCUUGACAAUGAACCCGGGAGCACAGACGUACAUGGCACCGGAGACUCAACAAGAGUAUGCUGACGGCGAUGGUGGUGGAGAGCAGGGACAAGCAAGGUACGGAACUCCUGCUGACUGCUACUCCUUCGGCGUGUCCAUCCUGGCCAUGUGCGUUCGCCGUGAACCGCCCAGCAUAUUCACACUGAUGCGUAGAGGACGCUCGCAUGACCUCAAUGCCCUCGGUGCGUACCACCCAUUCCAUGCAAUCAUCAGCCAAUGCCUGGAAGUUAAUCCAGCCCGGCGUCCCAGUGCCACACACAUUAACCAAGCCGUGCGUGUUGCCAAAGAGUCUCUUCUCCGGCAACCGCCAGUGGACAGGCCCGUAGCGAAAAGGAGAACGCUAUCCGCUGACCACGCCGAGAAUGAACAUAUGCGCCGGGAGCUUCAGGAGCAGAAGAUGCAGCUGAGCGCAGUCAAAGAGCAGCUAUUGGCGGCGCAGCGCCAAAGCCAAUCGCAUACCCGGCUAGCUUUGCAGGAUCGCGAGGCACUGAUAGCCGAGCGCGACGCAGCCAUACAGCAACUCGGCGAGGUGCUCGUUCAGACCGCGGUGGGAACGCACGACGCGGAGCGACGCGCCGGCGAUAACGGAGACAUGCACGAGCAGCAGAUGAGAGACUCGCUAUUUCAUCUCGCAUCCAUUGAUGGACCGGCCGGUGUGCAGGCUCGCUGUUCACUCAUCAUCGGUCCACCGCCGUCGCUCUCAAGAGGAGCACGCCCGAAAGCGACGUGGAAGAAUGUUGGCAAACUUCCAAUCGCCAUCAGCAACCCCGCUCAGGUGGGCUCAGUAGCCUAUCAUCAGGGCCGAGUGUACACAACGCUUCUUCUCGAGAAAAGGUGGCAAAUUUUCAGCACGGACUCCAAAAACCUAGCCGAACCUGCCUGGUUCGCUGAAAACCCGCUGAAUUCACUGCAGCAGCAGCUCCCCGACACUCCGCGCAUCUUUGGUGUCCGGGAGCACAAUAACACGUUGUACCUAAUCGUCGUGUUUGUUAGCACGCCAUCCAUCCUUUAUAGCCGAUUGGACAAUGGCGGCUGGCGGCAGGUGGCACAGCUGCCAAGGUUCCGCAUGGGGUUCUCAAUCACCUUCCUUGACAACCACCUCGUCAUCAUCGGGGGCUCUACGGGCACGCAUGCGUUCGUACCGGUGCGACCGGACGUCAUUUCCUUCAAUCUCGGCAAGCCGGGAAACGCCGCCGAGUGGAUUGCCUGGCCGGACUUUCCCCAGUCCUGUGGCGGUGGCGUGCUGAAGUAUCCGCACGGCAUAGUGCACGCUGGCUACCUGCACAUUAUCGGCGGUGAUUACGAACAUGGAGCGGCGACCAGGCGGUCGAUCCUCUCAGCGCCGCCAACGAAGCACGUGCACGCUCGCAGCUGGUCGACGGACGUUCUGCCGAAGCUGCCGUUUCCGAACUGCCUGCUGCGCGUGUUCAACGGCUGCCUGGGCUGCUACGACCGGUACGGGCUCAGCCACGACCGCGAGAAGCAGUUCUUCAUGCUCUCGCCGGUCUCACAACAAUGGCUGCCGCUUCCCAGCACCAACCCGAAGGACGGGUUUGCGUGCGACCUGAAUGGCCGUAUGGUCCUCUUCACGCCAACCGUAAUCCAGGAACUAUGCUGGGAGUAGGCAUGCGUACUUUGACCCAGAUCUCUGAUCACUACCGUAAACUGCUUUAUGUUUGCGACGUAUUUAAAAUGUUUGCUAAUUUUGCGAGAAGAGCAGAACGCAAAUAUUAACCAUCGUGAAAAAUCAAACUUCAACAGUGGGUGUAUACGUGUGGCCACAGUGCUCCACGGACAUUUGCCAUCGUAAACUCGCUGAUUCUGAGAGAUCGCAAACCUUUAGUGACGCAAACCUUGGGCGGUUUACCGUAUGUCUGUCAAUUGCUGUGUAAGAGUGGUAAGUGUGACGAUGUUUACGAGUUUAAAAUUUGACUACCCCUGCCAUCAUGUGCCCGUCUUUUUUGGUAUUGUGCUCGUUUAAGUGUGACUUUGUGACUCGCUUGAGACUUUGAGUUUGAGAUUCAACGCUUACAGUGUUGGCGUGGACAUUUGGCC
Sycon ciliatum is the source of this 2800-nucleotide messenger RNA. Its product is annotated as mitogen-activated protein kinase kinase kinase dlk-1-like. NCBI's taxonomy places the organism in Eukaryota, Metazoa, Porifera, Calcarea, Leucosolenida, Sycettidae. Gene Ontology annotation, biological process: protein phosphorylation. The record is from RefSeq and is a predicted model, not a curated record. The transcript has 2 exons. The coding region runs from base 117 to 2369 and encodes 750 amino acids. Gene Ontology annotation, molecular function: protein binding; protein serine/threonine kinase activity; ATP binding.